Molecule: messenger RNA, 1292 nt
Organism: Botrytis cinerea B05.10
Lineage: Eukaryota; Fungi; Ascomycota; Leotiomycetes; Helotiales; Sclerotiniaceae
Exons: 3
Coding region: 433-1110 (225 amino acids)
Source: RefSeq, a predicted model, not a curated record
GAGCCAAGGCCAGGUCAAAAAUUAUGCCGGUGCAAUAGUUCUGCGGAGUAAAUGGUCUGUCUGCUUUCAUCUGAUUUGUCUAGAUGUCCACCAGGUCAUCCCUCUCCCUCCCUGCUCACGUCCGUUCCCCGCUAAUGCAAUCAAUAUCUACAGCCUUACAACAAUCCAAUGUUUACCUACAUAAUGGUUCGCUGAGAGUUGUGUGCGACACAUGGUCAUUGGGAAGCUUGGUUAUGACAGUACAAUAACAGCAUCCAUGGGCACACUCUUCUAGAUAUUUAUUAUACGUCCUGUACCAUUGCCGUUCCUUCAAUUGGUCCUCUCUACUUUUUCACAGCCAAAUCCGCAUCCGAAAGCAACACAAGUCUUCCUCCAAUCCUACGAACCUACAGACGAUCUAUAGACCUACGAGCCAAUUUCACAUCGUCCAACAUGCCCGAACGUCGCAAUCCCACCAGCGCCAAUGCUCCCGUCCGCCCCUCAGUCCGACGUAAUCUCUUCCCCUCCCACCUCCGCACCUCGCACACCGCAUCAUCCACCACCCCUUCCCACUCCUACUCGCACACCACGCCCACCAACCCCGCCCCCUCGCAUCCCAUCCCGUCUCUCCCCCGUCGUCCAACCACUUCCUCAACCAGUACAUCUGCCGAAACCCUUCGUCUGGACCACGCAUCCACAUUCCCAUCUCAUUCCUCCCACUCCAACGAUCGCGAUGCCAAUUUCCAUUCCUUCCCGCACAAUGGACAUGAGAGAAAUGGAAGUCGGAAUAACAGUACCCUGUCGUUCGAUGGCACAACGGAUAUAGUGAUGCGAGAUAAAAAUGGCGAUUUUGAUAUUGGCAGUAUGAUGUUGGGAGGGGGAAUAGAUCCGGGAGGGGAUUUGUCGUUUGGAGACGAUGAUGAGGAUAUGGUUGGGGUUGAGGGAGAGGAGGAGAGAGAAAGACAACGUCUAAAUGAUUCGAUAAAGCAUCAUCAACGAGAUCGCAAUCGUGCGCCAAGUGAACCCGCUGAAUUACUAGAAGCAGUACGCAAUAGUCUACGUGCCAAGACAGCUGCGCUAUCAGAUGAUAACUGGAUGUUUGAAGCGGAAAAUGAAGGGAUUGUUCGAUAGUCGUGCAUAAAUUCUGUAGAACUCAUGGUCGUAAGUGAGAUGCGAUACAGAGAUAUGCAAAUGUGAGUGCUGAAGUGGUGUUUGUUGGAUAUGUCAUUCAGUAGACUGCAUUUCUGGCAUGCUGGUCAUACUUCCGGUAUGGACGAAUUUUUUUAACAUGGCGUAAAGUUUGGAUGGAUGCA